Tarenaya hassleriana is the source of this 4130-nucleotide messenger RNA. RefSeq names its product coatomer subunit alpha-1. Gene Ontology annotation, cellular component: COPI vesicle coat. Gene Ontology annotation, biological process: retrograde vesicle-mediated transport, Golgi to endoplasmic reticulum; intracellular protein transport; endoplasmic reticulum to Golgi vesicle-mediated transport. The transcript is spliced from 4 exons. Gene Ontology annotation, molecular function: structural molecule activity; protein binding. Bases 298 to 3951 code for a protein of 1217 amino acids. NCBI's taxonomy places the organism in Eukaryota, Viridiplantae, Streptophyta, Magnoliopsida, Brassicales, Cleomaceae. The record is from RefSeq and is a predicted model, not a curated record.
CUUUUUAUGGUUUCUUCAUUGGGACGGGAUUUCAUCAUUUCGACACACACAUCUGAGCGAGAGAGGACUCAGAUCUACACGCCGAAACUGAGUCUCGCCUUCUUCUUUCUCUCGUUCUCGAUUCCUUUCUCGAGAGAGGACUCAGAUCCCUUCCAUUUUCUCUCCUGCGAUCUCUCUACGUACCCAUACUGACGCUUGUUUGGUAAUGCUGCUGAUCAUCGGCGUGACGCUGUGCUUAAUCGCCUCCUUCGUGAACUGAUCCGAUCUGAGAGUGUUCCUGAUUCGUUAUCGUGGAAUAUGCUGACGAAGUUCGAGACAAAGAGCAACAGAGUUAAGGGUCUGAGCUUCCACAGCAAAAGGCCAUGGAUUCUUGCGAGUUUGCACAGUGGUGUGAUCCAGCUGUGGGAUUAUCGUAUGGGGACUUUGAUCGAUAGAUUCGACGAGCACGAGGGACCUGUCCGUGGUGUUCAUUUCCACAGAUCACAGCCUUUGUUCGUCUCGGGAGGGGAUGAUUACAAGAUUAAGGUUUGGAACUACAAAACGCACAGGUGCCUCUUCACUCUACUUGGGCAUCUUGAUUAUAUCCGCACGGUCCAGUUUCACCAUGAGUACCCAUGGAUUGUGAGUGCUAGUGACGAUCAGACUAUCCGCAUAUGGAACUGGCAAUCACGGACCUGUAUUUCUGUCUUGACUGGUCACAAUCAUUACGUUAUGUGUGCUUCUUUCCAUCCAAAAGAAGACCUUGUUGUAUCAGCCUCCUUGGAUCAGACUGUCCGUGUUUGGGAUAUUGGCGCUCUUAGGAAGAAGACCGUAUCUCCUGCUGAUGACAUCCUGAGGUUGAGUCAAAUGAACACUGACCUUUUCGGCGGUGUUGAUGCUAUAGUCAAGUAUGUCCUAGAAGGUCACGAUAGAGGAGUAAAUUGGGCAGCUUUCCAUCCCACCCUGCCUCUCAUAGUCUCUGGUGCAGAUGAUCGCCAAGUGAAGUUGUGGCGCAUGAAUGAAACUAAGGCCUGGGAAGUGGACACACUCCGAGGCCAUAUGAAUAAUGUGUCAUGCGUUAUGUUCCAUGCCAAGCAGGACAUUAUUGUAUCUAACUCUGAAGAUAAAAGCAUCCGUGUCUGGGAUGGUACCAAGCGAACUGGACUCCAAACUUUCCGCCGUGAACACGACAGGUUCUGGAUUCUUGCGGUUCACCCUGAGAUGAAUCUACUGGCAGCAGGACAUGACAGCGGAAUGAUUGUCUUUAAACUUGAGAGAGAACGCCCCGCAUUUUCUGUUAGUGGUGAUUCCUUGUUCUAUGCCAAGGAUAGAUUUUUGCGUUACUACGAGUUCUCGACUCAAAGAGACUCGCAAGUCAUCCCUAUACGACGUCCUGGUACCCCAAGCCUGAACCAAAGUCCAAGGACUUUAUCUUACAGCCCCACAGAAAAUGCCGUUCUGAUCUGCUCAGAUGUUGAUGGUGGUUCUUAUGAGUUGUACAUCAUUCCAAAAGAUAGUGUUGGUAGGAGUGACUCUGUGCAAGAGGCAAAGAGGGGCUCUGGAGGCUCUGCGGUAUUUAUAGCUCGAAAUCGGUUUGCUGUGCUGGAGAAAAGCACCAACCAAGUGCAGGUCAAGAAUCUCAAGAACGAGGUGGUUAAAAAUAGUUCCCUGCCAAUUCCUACCGAUGCUAUUUUUUAUGCUGGAACAGGAAAUUUGCUUUGCAGAUCUGAGGAUAGAGUGGUUAUAUUUGACCUUCAGCAAAGGCUGGUUCUUGGUGACCUUCAGACCCCUUUUGUCAGAUACAUUGUUUGGUCUAAUGACCUGGAGACUGUCGCUUUACUCAGCAAGCAUACUAUCAUCAUUGCCAGCAAGAAGCUUGUCCACCAAUGCACCCUUCAUGAGACAAUACGUGUGAAGAGUGGAGCUUGGGAUGACAACGGUGUUUUCAUAUACACAACUUUGAACCAUAUGAAAUAUUGUCUCCCGAAUGGAGAUAGUGGAAUAAUCCAAACUCUCAAUAUCCCUAUCUAUAUCACAAAGGUUUCUGGUAAUAAUGUCUUCUGUUUGGACCGGGAUGGGAAAAACAGGGUUAUUGCCAUCGAUGCAACAGAAUACAUUUUCAAGCUUUCACUGUUGAGGAAGAGGUAUGAUCAUGUCAUGAGCAUGAUUAGGAAUUCCCAAUUGUGUGGGCAGGCUAUGAUUGCUUACCUGCAACAGAAAGGAUUCCCAGAAGUUGCCCUCCAUUUUGUGAAAGAUGAAAGGACUCGGUUCAACCUGGCUUUGGAAAGUGGUAACAUCGGUAUUGCUGUUGAAGCAGCUAAAGAGAUCGACGAGAAAGAUCUCUGGUACAGACUUGGGGUGGAGGCUCUCCGACAAGGUAAUGCUAAAAUUGUGGAGUUUGCCUACCAGCGGACAAAGAACUUUGAGAGGCUAUCUUUCCUCUAUCUCAUCACUGGCAAUAUGGAAAAGCUGUCCAAGAUGAUGAAGAUUGCUGAAGUUAAGAAUGACGUGAUGGGUCAAUUUCACGAUGCCCUCUACCUUGGGGAUGUGAGAGAGCGUGUUAAGAUCCUGGAAGGUGCUGGGCAUUUGCCUCUUGCUUAUAUCACAGCUUCGGUUCACGGUUUACAUGACAUUGCUGAGCGUCUGGCGGCUGAGUUAGGAGACAACAUUCCCACUCUGCCCGAAGGUAAAACUCCAUCGCUUCUAAUGCCACCGCCUCCCGUCAUGGGUGGUGGUGAUUGGCCCCUUCUGAGAGUUAUGAAAGGAAUAUUUGAAGGAGGGCUUGAGAGCGGUGUCAGAGGGGCAGUUGAUGAAGAGGAUGACGGCGAAGGUGAUUGGGGCGAGGAGCUUGACGUGGUUGAUAUUGACGGAAUACAGAAUGGGGACGCAGAAGAAAUUAUGGAGGAUGGAGAAGUGGGUGAAGAAAACGACGAGGAAGGUGGAUGGGAACUCGAAGACCUGGAACUCCCGCCAGAGCUCGAAACACCGAAGGUGUCUGCCAAUUCACGUUCUGCAGUCUUUGUGGCACCGACUCCGGGCAUGCCCGUAAGUCAAAUCUGGACCCAGAAAUCAUCACUUGCUGCUGAACACGCAGCAGCUGGGAGCUUCGAUACCGCUAUGCGAUUGCUGAACAGACAGCUCGGCAUAAAGAAUUUUACGCCGUUGAAAUCCAUGUUCCUUGAUCUGUUUGCGGGCAGCUACAGCUAUCUGCGUGCGUUUUCUUCAUCUCCUGUGGUAUCCCUCGCCAUCGAACGUGGAUGGAACGAAUCUGCCAGUCCCAGCAUCCGUGGGCCGCCAGCCCUUGCUUACAAUUUCUCUCAGCUGGAAGAGAAGCUCAAGGCCGGUUACAAAGCCACGACUGCCGGAAAAUUCACAGAGGCUCUUCGUCUUUUCCUCUCCAUCCUCCACACCAUCCCCCUCGUGGUAGUGGAGUCAAGGAGAGAAGUCGACGAAGUCAAGGAGCUGAUCAUUAUCGUUAAAGAAUACGUCCUCGGUUUGCAAAUGGAGCUCAAGAGGAGGGAAAUGAGAGAUGAUCCUGUACGGCAGCAGGAGCUAGCUGCUUAUUUCACCCACUGCAAUCUGCAAACGCCUCACCUAAGGCUCGCCCUUCUCAGCGCAAUGAGCGUCUGCUACAAGGCAAAGAACCUUGCCACGGCUUCUAACUUCGCCAGGAGGUUACUAGAAACAAACCCGACAGUGGAGAGCCAGGCCAAGAUGGCGAGGCAAGUCGUGCAGGCCGCCGAACGCAACAUGACUGACGCAGCCAAGCUGAACUACGAUUUCAGAAACCCGUUUGUGACAUGUGGGGCCACCUAUGUCCCGAUCUAUCGGGGUCAGAAGGACGUGUUGUGUCGUUACUGCACGGCUCGGUUUGUGCCAAGUGAGGAAGGUAAGCUCUGUUCUGUCUGCGAUCUCGCUGUCAUUGGGGCAGACGCUUCAGGAUUGCUAUGCUCUCCUUCUCAAGUCCGGUGAUCAUUCAUUACAAAUGCCUUUCUACGACGCAGACACAAGGCAAGUAAGAUACGCUUUUACCGAAAGAGAGUUUUAUUUUUAUUUCAUUUUCGUAUGUUGAAAUAGCAAACUGGUUUGUGUUUGUGAUGUCUUACUGUGAAUCAGGUUCAUCAUCAAUGGGCUUCGUUCGUUGCAGGUUA